Magnolia sinica is the source of this 948-nucleotide messenger RNA. Its product is annotated as receptor-like protein 7. The record is from RefSeq and is a predicted model, not a curated record. The transcript has a single exon. Bases 1 to 948 code for a protein of 315 amino acids. Gene Ontology annotation, molecular function: protein binding. Lineage: Eukaryota; Viridiplantae; Streptophyta; Magnoliopsida; Magnoliales; Magnoliaceae.
AUGGAUCUCCUCCUCGUAUUUCCUAUCUUCUCCCUUCUCCCUUCUUUAUUAAGGAUUCUCUUUCUCUCUUCCCUACUUUUCUUCUCCUCUUUUGUCUUUGCCUCUGAAAACAACAGUAAGGCCUCGCCAACCCAACGUCAAUGCAUUGAAGGCCAUUUCUCUGCAUUGCUCCACUUAAAGCAGGGCUUUAACUUCUCUAAUGACAGCAAGACUACACUCUCCUCUUGGAAUCCUGAUAACAGGGAUUGUUGCUCUUGGGAAGGCAUCACGUGCGAUGGUGCCACCGGUCACGUGAUCAGCCUCGACCUCAGCGAGCUUAGUAUCUACGGUCAGAUUGAUUUUGAAAGCCUCUUUCAUCUUCGAAGCCUGCAGAGUCUCAACCUCGCUUACAAUAACUUCGACUCCUCUCCAAUCCCAUCUGGUUUUGACCAGCUCACCAGCUUGACCCAUCUCAACCUCUCUUCUUCAGAUUUCUAUGGCCAAAUCCCAUUGGAGAUCUCCCUCUUGACCAGUUUGGUUUCCCUCGAUCUAUCUUAUAAUCCCCUUCAACUCAAUAACCCUAACAUGGGAACACUCCUCCAAAACCUAUCUAGUCUGAGAGAACUCUAUCUCGACUAUGUAAACAUCUCAGCCGAGGGUGGUGAGUGGGGCCCAGCUGUAUCCUCUUCACUCCCUCGUCUCCGCAAGUUGAGCUUGAGUGAUUGUUAUCUUUCAGGUCCCAUUCAUUCCUCCCUUUCAAAACUCCAUUUCCUAAGUGAACUCGACCUCAGCUACAACAAUCCCUUUUCUGUGCUACCCAACUUCAUGGGAAACUUCUCUUCUUUAACAUCACUGCGUCUCAUUGGUUGUGGAUUGCAAGGUGAAUUUCCGGAGAGUAUUUUCAGGCUGCCAAACCUAAAAACUCUCUAUGUAUCUUACAAUCCACUUCUCACAGGUGAAAUCCCUUAA